Toxotes jaculatrix (banded archerfish) is the source of this 1136-nucleotide messenger RNA. It is a transcript of the gene jagn1a, whose product is annotated as jagunal homolog 1a. NCBI's taxonomy places the organism in Eukaryota, Metazoa, Chordata, Actinopteri, Toxotidae. Gene Ontology annotation, biological process: endoplasmic reticulum organization; vesicle-mediated transport; granulocyte colony-stimulating factor signaling pathway. Gene Ontology annotation, cellular component: endoplasmic reticulum membrane. Bases 7 to 558 code for a protein of 183 amino acids. The transcript is spliced from 2 exons. The record is from RefSeq and is a predicted model, not a curated record.
CUCAACAUGACAUCACGCACAGGUCCUAGAAGUGCUGGUACCAAUGGAAGUGACUUUAAACACAAAGAAAGGAUUGCCCCACACUACCAAAUGAGUGCUUCCCUGAAGUCAGAGGUGCGGAAGUUGAACUUGGUCCACCUUCUGAUUUGGCUGCUGAUUGCUGCACAGGUGAUUGUCAGCCACUUCAACUUGGUGUCACAUGACACGGUGUCCAUGCCGUACCAGUGGGAGUACCCCUACCUGCUCAGCGUCCUCCCUCUGGUCUGCAGCGGUCUGUCACUCCCAAAGAACAAUAUCAGUUACCUGGUUAUAUCCAUGAUCAGCGCAGGGCUGUUCACUGUGGCCCCACUUAUUUAUGGUGGAAUGGAGAUGUUUCCUGUCGCACAGCAGCUCUAUCGCCAUGGAAAGGCCUACCGCUUCAUUUUUGGCUUCUCUGCAGUGACUGUUAUGUACGUCAUAAUGGUAGUUGCUGUUCAGGUGCACGCCUGGCAGUUAUAUUACAUGAAAAAACUGUUAGACUCAUGGUUCAGUGCCACUGAGGAGAAGAAGAAGAAAUAAUGGAGGGAAAAAAGUUGUGACUGGGCAAAACUGUGUUUUUAUCUUAAUUUACAGAUGAGUUUGACACAGAAAAGAUAUGUAAGAUAAAGUAUGAUGUACAAUUUAUGCUGAAACCUGUUUUUUGCUUUUUAUUUUGUCACCAUUAUUGAUGAUAAGAUUCAAUCACAGUGCACCCUCUUCAUCACUGAGUCUGGACUGCUGCUUUGCCCCAAACAGAGAAAGAUGAUGAAGAUCAGGACAUUGUUGUCAUCUCUAUAAAAAUGCUGUCAUGAUUUGAACAGAAUAGUUAUAGAGGUGUUCAUACUCAUACAACAGAGUUAGGGCAUGAACUAUUCCACCAUAUACAGUCCUCUGCAAAAAUUUUAAGCCCUUUAGAUCUUUAGAUUUUUAUCCAUCAUGCAGUACCAUCUACCAUGUCUACAAAGUUGUUUUGAAAGCAUCCUAACUUUAGUUUUAAUGCCUAAAGUUCUUGCACAGCUCUGUACAGUUUGCAUAGAAAAUGCCGCUGUAUAUGUUAAAGGAAGUCAUUUGUUUUAGUUGCAGGUGUGCUAAUGUUCUCUGAUUCUCCUUCAUUUAGU